AUGCCGUCAGGGACUAAAGGAGCCUCUCUUCAAACACGAGAUGAAUGUGAUCUAUUUGGCGCAAUACCCAACCCCGGAUUAAGAACCAGGAACAUCUACACAAUAGGCUUAGCUUUGGACUGGAUUCUGUCCCUGAUAUUCAUCAUUGGGGGUUCUCUGAUGACGAAUGCCAAAAAUGUCAAGGUUCCGCACCAGCUUGAGGGAAUAGGAAUUAUCAUCAACUUCUAUGCGCACACAUAUCCCGAAGAACCGUUUCCCAAGAGUCAUCGCAUCUACCACCUAAUUCCGGGGGGAAACUUGUUAGUAACUACGUUAUUAAAUUUUCUUGUGACCAUUGUCCUUGAUUCGACCAACUAUAACCAUGCAGUGACCCUCAGGUGGGUACUAUUUCGGGAAGGGCGACUGAGAUUCGAUUCAAAUAUCCGACUCUUCACGAGAUCAAAGUGUCACGGACCAAACAGCUGGUAUUUCAACAUAAUAUCCGGCGUAGGGUUGGCCAUUUCCCACGGCGCACUAUCUUGCAUGAUGAUGGAAGUUAACGUUGAAGGUGCGGUCAACAAGCAAAAGCAAGUGUUCGAAAAGAUUCAGUCGCCUCCUAGAGGGUUUGUUGAGGUCAACCUCCUAGCAGUAUCCGCUCUAGGAAUUGGGCUUCUGCUGCAAGUCGUCGUGUCAACCUAUAGUCUACUAUGCAGUCAUGGAGUUCUGACAUGGAGCAGCAAUCUGCUAGCCAAUGCAAAGGCUAUAGCUGGUGUCCAAGAUUCUCGAUCGAAGGUGGGUUCAAAGUUUACACCCCAGCGGUCACAAGACUCGAUGCUCAGUAUAGCGCCGGAAAUUCGAUUAAUUCGCUAUCUCAUAUGGGGCUUCUGCGGACUUUCCACUACCUGGUCCCUCGGACAGGGAGUCUACGUCUCAGUCUGCGGCUAUAUGACGGACGAUAAAAUUGCCUGGUUUCGAAAACCGAUGCAGUACUGGAAAUUUUAUGGAGCCAUGUGGGCACCCUUCGGCAAAAUAUCGGAGCCCUCAUCAUACUGGCUAGGGCUACUAGUUCAGAUCGUUUUACAAUCGUUUCUCACGCUUGCUCUACACUGUCUGGAGCUGCUUUUCAAUAUACCUCGUGACGAAGCCACGUGGCGCAAUAUGGAAACGGUCGGAUCGAAGCCCAGUCCUUCGAUUAUGUCCAAUUUGAGCCGACAGGGUCUCUUUUUAUCGAUCAUCAAAGCCACGCUCCACUGGAUAUUUGGAUAUGCGUUCUCGGCAGACUUGACCUUCAAUAUUGCCUUGAUGCUAAUAAUUGCUUUGAUGGUAGUUUUCAUUCCCCUGGCUGUCUUGACAGAAUACAUGAUUAAGAAAAGGCCCAAAGGAAGCAUACCCGGAUGCUAUGGCAAUUUUCAACGAGUUUGGGGGUGGGUAGAUGAGUGGAAUCACCAGAAGCUGUUCUGGGGGGAUAAAGGGGAACUUGUUCUCGGAUUCCGUCGAGCUGGUACAUCUGGCAAGAGGUUACCGGAGCUACACUCAAAUAUUCUCUACUAUUGUUCUCAGGCCAGUGAGUUGGAAAGGGAAGGGAGCUUACAGCAAUUGAAGUUGGGUUCUGUCUCCGACCGUGACAGUACUUCCGACAAAAAUGUGGAAUAA
This is a messenger RNA of Penicillium daleae, 1632 nucleotides long. RefSeq lists its product as uncharacterized. Lineage: Eukaryota; Fungi; Ascomycota; Eurotiomycetes; Eurotiales; Aspergillaceae. The record is from RefSeq and is a predicted model, not a curated record. The transcript has a single exon. The coding region runs from base 1 to 1632 and encodes 543 amino acids.